AUGGUCGACAUCAACCCCGCCGCCCUGAGUCGGCCAUCUAUCAGCCUCUCGACACCGGUUCUAUCGAAGCAGUCUAUCAAUGUUUCGGUGCCGUCAAUACACAAGGCACCCAAAACGAGCCAACUUAUACCCGCCCGCAUUGACCUCGAACCUAUCUACACGGCGCUCAAGGCCAGCAUCGGCACAGAGCAAUGGCCCACCUACAAAGAAUCUAUAACCAAUUUUCUGAUCGGUACUGCUUUGCCGUCUAGCGCACAUGCCGAGUUUAGCGAGCGCAUCGAACCCAUACUCGCCUCCCCCGAUGGCUCCAAAGAACACCUUCACAACCAGCUUAUCGCCGCCAUAUAUGGCAAUGUCACACGGGAGAUGCCCGACCAGGGCCUUGCGCCUUGGGUCAGCACAAACGAUAAGCCGUCGCCGGCGACCGGAAGCAAACCCGUGUCUGGGGAUGCUGCCGAGCGGAGGUUAAAGGGGGAGGUCAUGCAGCUCCCGGCGCGUGACAGGAGGCGCAUCAAGGAUCUUGCACACAACGACGUGAGCCAGGGCAUGCGGUGGAGUAUUGCAGAAUCCAUGCUGACGGCGUGCCUCAGUUUGAUCCGUACGAGUCGCUCGCGAAUAUGUUCACGGACCAGGCCCGGAUGCGACCCGCCAAGACGGCCGAGGUGCCUGCCAGUGCGGGCGGCGGCCUAA
This is a messenger RNA of Chaetomium globosum CBS 148.51, 690 nucleotides long. RefSeq lists its product as uncharacterized. Gene Ontology annotation, cellular component: SAGA-type complex. NCBI's taxonomy places the organism in Eukaryota, Fungi, Ascomycota, Sordariomycetes, Sordariales, Chaetomiaceae. The record is from RefSeq and is a predicted model, not a curated record. Bases 1 to 690 code for a protein of 229 amino acids. The transcript has 2 exons.